GUUUGCGUCCUCUCCCUUGCGCAGCGCCAGCAGCAGCUGACCCACAUCAAUCGUGCCUGAACCACACAGAGGGAGACAACGCAUGCCUGUGGUAUGAUGUCUCGUGCCCACAUUCGCACCUCUGCGUUUCUCGUCUAGGACGUUGAACAAGUGGAUGAGGUUCUUUUCGACCGUCUCCCUGUCAGGAGCAGCCCCCUACACCCACACCCACAUACCACACCCGUGAUGUCCCCCCUACUUUGACAACCCUCUCGCACAGACACACUGACUGACUGACCCGUUCCUCGUCGCUCUCUUCGUCUUCCUCCACGUGUCGUGACUUAAGCCGCACGCCACCCGUCAGCCCCUGCAGCUCCUCCAACUCAGCACGCUCCUGCUCGUCGGCCUUCUCCCUGGCUAGCUGGUCAGCCAACUCGCGGAACCGCUGUGUGUCGAACAGCUGGCUUAUGGCCGUGCACGCCACGCGGAGGAAGGAGCGGCAGUCGACUUGGCCAUAGGGGUCGGGCAUCAGGAUCGACAACAGCACCUGUGCAUGUGUGGGUGGGUGCAGGGUGAGGAGCACGCGUCUUUGUGUGUGGACUUAUGGGAGAUUGUGUGUGUGUGCCUACGUGUAUUUGGAUUCUGGAGAGGCAGAGCUGUGAUGCGUUGAAGAGGAUGUCGCGAAUUGUCCAGAUCGGCAGUUUGAAGUCAUAGGUCACCUGAGACUGCAGGGGACGACCAGACAGGUAGAGAGACGUGCAGAUGAGACACGCGAACACACAGGCAGUUUGUACGCACCUUCUUGAUGAGCUGCACGAGGUGGUCUGAGGCCCCGCAGGUCCGUCUCGACCAACGCAUUGUGGAACGCAUCACGCCUGACGAGACAAGUGCAUCCAUCCAUCCAUCCACCGACUCCGUGUAUGUUGAUUGAUCUGCAUGGCAUGGCUACCUGAGUUUCUGCAGCUGCCCGAAGAUGCCACUGUACGGCAUUCGUCCGUCUUCCUCCUCCUCGACCAUCUGCAUCAACAUCGUCACCUCCUGCGGACUGAACCUGCAUAAAAAGGGAGCGGAGCUGGGUCUCUGGUGGGUGCUUUCCGUGAGGUGAGUAUCUACUCACCUGUCGCUUCUCUGUUCGAUGCAUUGCCUGAACUCGUGUCUCGUCAGCAUUCCCGUGCCAGCACUGUCAACAUUGCGAAACGACUCCUCUAUUAACCUAAAGAUGAACAGUCACCCACAGCAUAAACACGCACUGGAGACAAGGGGUCGCUCCUUCUGCUGAUCUACCUUACCUGGUGGUCUCCUCAAGCCCAAAGCACAGUAUGAUGGCCUCGUCUGUGACCUCGGCCGCAGGCAGUCCGCGAGGUUCAUACGCCUCGCGACGUUCCUGCAAAGCUGAGAUGACCAUUGGGGCCGCCUGAUGGGUCGAUGGAUGGAUGGUAUGCAUAUGGCAGUACGUAUCCUGCACGAGCUUGCUUGUCAACUUGCUUACUUCAACGAAAGGGAGGUAGUCGAUGUAUCCGUCGGCGUUUUCCAU
This is a messenger RNA of Vitrella brassicaformis, 1513 nucleotides long. Lineage: Eukaryota; Vitrellaceae. The record is from the annotation of a GenBank genome assembly.